This is a messenger RNA of Plutella xylostella (diamondback moth), 2571 nucleotides long. RefSeq names its product transducin beta-like protein 3. The record is from RefSeq and is a predicted model, not a curated record. Gene Ontology annotation, cellular component: nucleolus; small-subunit processome; 90S preribosome. NCBI's taxonomy places the organism in Eukaryota, Metazoa, Arthropoda, Insecta, Lepidoptera, Plutellidae. Gene Ontology annotation, molecular function: U3 snoRNA binding; protein binding. Gene Ontology annotation, biological process: endonucleolytic cleavage to generate mature 5'-end of SSU-rRNA from (SSU-rRNA, 5.8S rRNA, LSU-rRNA); endonucleolytic cleavage in 5'-ETS of tricistronic rRNA transcript (SSU-rRNA, 5.8S rRNA, LSU-rRNA).
GGCAAUUAGGUUACUGUCAAAAACACGUGUUUGUUUUGAUGAUUUCCCUGCAUUGUGUUCAAAAAAAGAGAUUUAUGUAUUUUUUCUAUUCUAAACCAAACUUUCAAUGCAAUAUCAUCAAAUAAAACUAUAUUUUCAAUUAAAUAAUUAAUUGUUUUAUCCUAUCCUAACUAUGACGAGCCAAUUGAAGGAAAUAUAUGAGAAAAGUACAGAAUACACUGCAUUCUACACGGGUGGUGACAUUCAAUGGACAUCAGAUGGCUCGCACCUGCUGUGUCUGUGCAAUGACACCAUCAAUGUUGUCGACGUCAACACCAGCUCCACCACCCUGGUCAUUGGGGAAGCCCCUGAAGGUAUUGAAACCGAUAACAUUUACACUUUUCAACUGUCCCAUAAUAAUGAAACUGUAGUCACAGCACACAAGAGUGGGCUGAUAAAGUUGUUUAGUAGAGAAAAUGGGACACAGCUUAAACUGUGGCGAUCAGGACAUAAAGGCCCAGUUGCAAGACUAGCCUUUGAUCCAGCAGAUGAGAGUGUAGCUACAGGAGGCUCGGACGGCAGCGUGCGGCUGUGGGACCUUGCACACAAUACAUGCACCAGCAGCCUCCGGGGUGCCACCGGAGUGUUCAGUGUACUCAAAUACCACACAGAUCCAUCUAAACAGCUGGUCUUUGGGGCAGCAGAUGACACCAAAAUCAGAUCCUGGAAUUCCAAAACUGGCAAAGAGCACAUUGUUUACUCAGGACACUUCAGUAAAGUGACGUCUGUGCAGUUCACAGCAGAUGGGGAACACAUGGUUAGUUCGGGCAGGGAUAGAGUCUUGAUACUAUGGAACUUGAAUGAAGGCAAAGCUCUGCGUACUGUACCUGUGUAUGAAAGCAUAGAGAGUACAAUACUUCUUCCUCCAGUAUUCCAAAUUCCCAACUUCAAGAAGAAACCCGAGACUGGCGGCAUAUAUGUGGCAUGUGCUGGGGAAAAGGGCAUAGUGAAGGUAUGGAAUGUGCAGAUAUCGAAAUGCAUGUUUGAACAGAGUAACAGCUUAGUUUCAUCAGCUGCAGAGGAAGGAGGGCUCGCCAUCACCAACUUGCUGUUCAAUGAAGCCAGAAAUGUACUCUCAGUGGUCAGUGUGGACCACAACAUCAUCAUUCACGACCUGGAGACUUUCAGCUGCAAGAAACAGAUGAUUGGUUACACAGAUGAAGUGCUGGAUGUAAUAUUUGUAGGUCAAGAUGAAUCACAUGUGGUGGUAGCAACCAAUAGCCCAGACUUGAAAUAUUACAACCUUGAAAGCAUGAAUUGCGAAAUUGUAAAAGGUCAUAAGGACAUAGUUUUAGCUUUAGCCAGAUUCCCGACAAAGCCACAGUUAUUUGUCUCAUCAGGAAAGGAUAAUACAGUCAGAAUCUGGCUGCAGGAUGAAGCAAAGAACAUCAGCUGUGUAGGUGUUGGAUCGCGGCACACAGCAUCAGUAGGGUCAGUGUUCACUGCUCAGACUUCCACCGACUUCUUUGCGUCAGUAAGUCAAGACAACUGCUUGAAAGUGUGGACAGUCCCCAAGGAGCUCGACAGCCCUGACCAGAAGCUGAAGACAAGUUACACGGAACUGGCGCAUCAGAUGGACAUUAACUGUGUCGCUGUGUCGCCGAAUGACAAGAUGAUAGCGACGGGCUCGCAGGACAAGACCGCCAAGCUGUUCUCUGAAGACCUGACGGUGCUGGGCGUGCUGAAGGGGCACCGGCGCGGCGUGUGGAGCGUGCGCUUCUCUCCCGUGGACCAGGUGGCGCUCACCUGCUCCGCCGACUGCGCCGUCAAGCUGUGGUCCCUCGCCGACCUCAGCUGCCUCAAGACGUUCGAGGGGCACGAGAGCUCAGUCUUAAAAGUAGAAUUCCUAAGCAGAGGUCAGCAAUUCGUUUCGUCUGGCGCAGACGGACUCCUCAAACUAUGGAAUAUCAAAACAUCGGAGUGCAAAGCAUCUUUAGACAACCACGACGGGAAGGUUUGGGCGCUGGCAGUCAGCAAAGACGAGUCGUCCAUCAUAACGGGAGGAUCAGACUCCAAAAUGGUCAAAUGGAAGGACAUGACUGCCGAGCGGCGAGAGAAGGUGGCGAGAGAGCGCGAGGAACUGAUACUGCAGGAGCAAGAGCUGAUGAACUUGCUGCACGACAAGAAGCUGGUGAAGGCACUGAAACUAGCGCUGAGGCUGGAGCGGCCGUUCCAGGUACUGAAGAUCAUCAACGAGAUUCUGAAGGCGGGGCCAGACAAGCUGCGCGAGACGCUGAAGGAGAUCAGCAACACUCAGAAGGAGGUGCUGCUGCAGUUCGCGGCGGAGUGGAACACCAACAGCCGGCACUGCGCGGCGGCGCAGCUCGUGCUGCACGCGCUGGCGCCGCAGCUGCUGGCCGGGACCCUGCGCGCGCCCGCCGCGGCGUUGGUGGAGGCCGCGCUGCCCUACACCGAGCGACACUUCCACCGCCUCACCUCCCUGCUGCAGGACCUCAACUUCAUCACCUACACCGUCAACUGCAUGCAACCGCACGCCAUCAAACAUUAAAUAAACAAACUAUUCAAAUAAAA